AUGCCUUCUCCAUCUACUACUAUGCGUAUGUUUGAACCAUCAAAAAUGUCACAAUCCGCUGCUUUUGGUGUUGCAUUUACAGAAAAAAUGCCUCCUCUAUCUACUAUUAUUCGUAAAUCAACAAUAUCUGAAAGAAAAGGAGUGUCAAAAACUACUGCCAUUGCUGUCGUACCUACAACUUUAAUAUCACCUUCUAAUAGAAACAUUCGUAUUUCUUGGACUUAUUCAUCCGAAGUAACCACAGUUCAAAUGGUUGCGAAUAAUUUAAAAGUUCAGCAAUGGGUGGCCUUGGGUUUAUCACUCGACGAAGAGAUGGGUGAAGAUCAUGUCUUUGUUUGUCAACAUUUAUCAGAUAACAGUAUUGUUGUAAAACGCUUAAUAAAUCCAGGUGGUCAUGUAGUGCCGAUUGCUGCUCCAUCGAAUGACGGCGGAACAUUUAACGCUACACAAGCAAAAAUAGAAAAUUCUGUUGUUACAUGUGGAUUUACAUUAUCGAAUUUUGGUUCAAGAAAAAAGCGUCGGUCAGUAAUACCGACACUUUCUCAAACAGUCAAAUAUCAUCCACUCGUUGCAGUUGGACCACUGGAUAGUUCAAAUUCAAUGAGAAUGCAUACAAGCAAAGAACCUCAAUCACAAUUAGUGUCAUUAAAUGGUGAAGCACAGAUUUCGUACAAUCCUGUUUAA
Molecule: messenger RNA, 684 nt
Organism: Didymodactylos carnosus
Lineage: Eukaryota; Metazoa; Rotifera; Eurotatoria; Philodinida; Philodinidae
Source: the annotation of a GenBank genome assembly